Ogataea haglerorum is the source of this 1500-nucleotide messenger RNA. RefSeq lists its product as uncharacterized. Bases 1 to 1500 code for a protein of 499 amino acids. Gene Ontology annotation, biological process: rRNA processing. The transcript has a single exon. Lineage: Eukaryota; Fungi; Ascomycota; Pichiomycetes; Pichiales; Pichiaceae. Gene Ontology annotation, cellular component: nucleolus. The record is from RefSeq and is a predicted model, not a curated record. Gene Ontology annotation, molecular function: RNA helicase activity; RNA binding; ATP binding.
AUGGCUAAGGACAAAAGAGCUAGAGAAGACAAGGAGGCAGAGAGUGCCGAGAAGCGCCAGAAGAAGGACAAGAAGGAGAAGAAACUCAAGGAUCACAAGGAGAAAAAGAGCAAGGCCAGCAAAAAAGAAAAGAAGGACAAAAAGAGAGAAAAGCAUCGGUCAACUGAUAAACCUCAGAUCGAGGUCGACAGCGCCGCUGUUGGUGAGUUCCUGAAGACCAACGAAGUUGAGAUCGAGGAUCCUAAGAAAACCAGCGUUUCUCCGACCCUUUCGUUUGACCAUCUCAGACCCCUUGUUGACUCGCGCAUCAGUAGCCAUUUGGAUAAGUAUGCCAAGCCGACACCGAUCCAGGCAGUGGUGUGGCCGUAUCUGCUCACUGGCCGCGACAUGGUGGGUGUCGCAGAGACUGGAUCGGGAAAAACGAUGGCUUUCGGUGUCCCGGCAGUGGAGCAUCUGCUGAAAUCGGACUCCAAGGCAUUGCAAGUGCUGAUUAUUUCUCCGACGAGAGAACUCGCCAGCCAAAUCUACGAUAACCUUAACGAGCUGACCACCAAGGUGGGUCUAGAAUGUGUUUGUGUCUAUGGAGGUGUCUCUAAGGACGAGCAAAGAAGAGCUGUGAAACGAUCGCAAUGCGUGAUAGCUACGCCAGGCCGUUUGAUCGAUUUAAUAGAGGACGGCAGCAUCAGCCUGGACAAGAUCAACUAUUUGGUUCUGGACGAGGCCGACAGAAUGCUUGAGAAGGGAUUCGAAGAAGACAUAAAAAAGGUGAUGAAGCUCACAAACGGCAACAGACAGACCCUCAUGUUCACUGCUACCUGGCCGAAGGAAGUGCGCGAGCUCGCAAUGAACUUCAUGGACAAGCCUGUGAAAGUGACUAUCGGACAGCGGGACGAGCUCUCAGCGAACAAACGGAUCCAACAAGUCGUCGAGGUGGUCGAUCCUCGUGAAAAAGAACAAAAAUUGUUGCAAAUGUUGCGCAAAUACCAAUCUGGUGCGAAAAAGGACGAUAAACUUUUAAUUUUCGCUUUGUACAAAAAGGAGGCCGCCAGGGUGGAGAAGACGCUCACUUACAAGGGAUUCAGUGUGGCGGCCCUCCAUGGUGACCUUAACCAAGCACAGAGAACACAAGCCUUGCAAGAUUUCAAGGCUGGUAAGCACAACAUCCUGCUUGCGACGGACGUCGCCGCAAGAGGUCUGGACAUUCCAAACGUGAAGGUUGUCAUCAACCUCACGUUUCCGCUCACCGUGGAGGACUACGUGCACAGAAUUGGGCGUACAGGACGUGCGGGUCAAACUGGUAUCUCUCACACGCUUUUCACAGAGCACGAGAAACACCUUGCGGGGGCCCUGAUGAACGUGCUGCGUGGCGCUGGCCAGCCGGUGCCCGAGGAGCUGCUCAAGUAUGGCUCGCAUACGAAAAAGAAGACUCACGGGGCUUAUGGCGCGUUCUUCAAAGACGUCGACAUGACUAAGAAGGCGAAGAAGAUAACGUUUGAUUAG